Messenger RNA from Heterostelium album PN500, 1155 nucleotides. RefSeq lists its product as uncharacterized. The transcript has 2 exons. Bases 1 to 1155 code for a protein of 384 amino acids. Gene Ontology annotation, molecular function: 3'-phosphoadenosine 5'-phosphosulfate transmembrane transporter activity. The record is from RefSeq and is a predicted model, not a curated record. Gene Ontology annotation, biological process: transmembrane transport. Gene Ontology annotation, cellular component: Golgi membrane; endoplasmic reticulum membrane. Lineage: Eukaryota; Evosea; Eumycetozoa; Acytosteliales; Acytosteliaceae.
AUGAAAGAUGACGAUAGUGAUGAUACAGUCUUAAGUAUUGAUAUUUUGCAGCCGAAUGCUGUAUCUAGUAAUACUACCAAUGAGCUACAACAACAACAAUUAAUACAACCAAUCGAUAAUAGUAAUAGUAAAUACUAUAAUAAAAACAACAAUAAACAUCUACAACAACAAUUUAAUUAUAUAACAUCAGCAUCGUCAUCCCCGAUUCUGUCAGCUUCUGCCUAUUUCAAUAAUGGCAAAGUUAACAAUGAUAACGAUGACGAUGAUAAAUAUCAAAAGUAUCAGAAUAAUUCGUUUCUAAACAAGAUUACAGAGUUCCUACGUAAAAGUCCGAUAUUACUAUCAUCAUCACCUUUAUCAUCUCAAUCACCAUCCAACAAUAACAAUAACAACAACAACAACAACAAUAAUAAUAAUAAUGAUAUAAUAUCAUUGGAUCUAUCAUCAUCAGACAACUCUAAUAAUAAUAAUAAUAAUAACUAUGAUUAUAUAAAGAUAUACAAAGUAACAUUUUAUAUGAUAGCACUCUAUCUUAUUUACGGGUUGCUUCAAGAGUUUAUAUUUAAAAAACAAGAGGUCAACUUCUUUUCACUCUAUUCAUUCUCACAAUUCUUUGUUUCAUUCUUAUUUUCAAUUAAAGGAUUGAUCGAUGAAUCAACCAUCCAAAUUAUACCGACUUCUUCAUCUUCUUCACCAUCUUUAAAUUCACAACAACAAAUUAACAAUAAUAAUAAUAAUAACCAACCUCAUCCAUUUUAUAAUUUCUUACAAGAGCUAUCAUUUAGAAAGUUAAGAUUAUAUAUAUUUUUAUCAUUAGUUUUAAUAUCAACAAAGAUACUGGGAAAUGAAUCACUAAGGUUUAUCAAUUAUAAAACAAAGGUGAUGUUUCAAUCAUCGAAAUUGAUACCUGUGAUGAUCAUCGGUGGCAUUUUAUUUAGACGUUCAUACAACAUGGUUGACUACCUCUCUGUGGUGGCGAUGACCUCUGGUUUGGUAUUCUUUUCGAUUGGUGAUUCCAUUUCUUCACUUUCGUUCUCGCCGAUAGGUUUGUUACUAAUCGUUGGCUAUGUAUUCAUUGAAUCCGUAAAAUCGAUACUCUAUGAAAAGAUAUUAAGAGAUUUUCAAUCUGAAUUAGAGUUGGUCAGUAUUCAAUAA